This is a messenger RNA of Scylla paramamosain (green mud crab), 1087 nucleotides long. Its product is annotated as exosome complex component RRP43-like. The record is from RefSeq and is a predicted model, not a curated record. Gene Ontology annotation, cellular component: cytoplasmic exosome (RNase complex); nuclear exosome (RNase complex). The transcript is spliced from 6 exons. Lineage: Eukaryota; Metazoa; Arthropoda; Malacostraca; Decapoda; Portunidae. The coding region runs from base 125 to 958 and encodes 277 amino acids. Gene Ontology annotation, biological process: U5 snRNA 3'-end processing; nuclear mRNA surveillance; TRAMP-dependent tRNA surveillance pathway. Gene Ontology annotation, molecular function: mRNA 3'-UTR AU-rich region binding.
ACGUGGCCCCGUGUUUGGAAACACUGAACACUCGAUGCUUUGGUCGCUGUGGCAUGCUGCCUCUGUCCAGCACAUCACUGCUCUUGUCUUGCUGUAGCAGCACAGCUGAACACACACAGCAAUUAUGACCAGCCUACAGGUUUGGCGGACUUUUGAACCCGAUAGCUACUACAAAACAUUCUUAGAACAUAGCAAAAGACCAGAUGGCCGUGGUCUUUCAAAUUUCCGACCCAUAAAUAUUAAAGUGGGCACAGUUACCACCGCAGAAGGAUCGGCCACUGUUCGUCUGGGACACACGACUGUCAUGUGUGGCAUCAAGGCGGAGAUUGCCACGCCUACACUGCGACAUCCGGAUGAGGGAUUCAUAGUGCCUAAUGUGGAACUGUAUCCUUGCUGUUCACCGAUGUUCAAGGCAGGACCACCAGGAGAAAAAGCUAUUGGAUUAAGUCAGUUUUUGAAAAAUGUCAUAACCAGUGCUGAGGUUCUGCUUCCUUCAGAUUUAUGCAUUGCUCCAAAUAAAUUUGCAUGGUGCCUCUACUGCGAUGUGGUUUGUCUGAAUUAUGAUGGAAAUCUGUAUGAUGCAUCACUGAUUGCUCUUAUGGCAGCAUUACAAAAUGUUUUAUUACCUGAAGUAAGCUAUGAUGAGGAAAGUGAAAAAGCCACCGUAUCUCCAGAAAGAACUCUUCCACUCAAAUUGAAGAGAAGACCAGUCUCCUCAACCUUCACCAUGUACAGUGAUAGCAUACAGCUUGUGGAUCCAACAGCAGAGGAUGAGGAGCAGGGAAGUGGUGAGGUGACAGUGGUACUCCUGGAGGAUGGCUCACUGUGCACAAUACACAAGCCUGGGGGACACUCCAUUGUCUCAGACUUCCUGGACAAGUUUAUUAAUCUUGCCAGAAAGAGAGUCAAAUUAGUCAACUCUGCAAUCUGUAAAGCUCUUGCAGAAAGAAAGGUGUGAUCUUUAUUGAAGACAGGAGAGGUGAACCUGAUCUAUUUUUGUGAAUGGUCUCCACAUAACCACUGCACUUCAUGUUUUAAGUGAAAUAAAGCUUCAAACUUGCUUCUCUAAAUGCAUAGCCAUAGAAAA